Microbotryum saponariae is the source of this 1074-nucleotide messenger RNA. The record is from the annotation of a GenBank genome assembly. NCBI's taxonomy places the organism in Eukaryota, Fungi, Basidiomycota, Microbotryomycetes, Microbotryales, Microbotryaceae.
AUGACCUCGUCCGAAGCCGCCGUCUCCUCAGGCCAUACCAAGCCACACGAAGAAGAGCAAUACCUCUCCCUCGUUCGCCAGAUCCUCCGCACCGGCCAACUACGACCCGACCGAACCGGUACCGGAACCCUAUCCCUCUUCGCCCCCCCUUCCCUUCGCUUCUCCCUCUCCCGACCCGAUCCUACCGAUCGCUCAAAGACCGUCGCUGUACUCCCCCUUUUGACCACCAAGAAGGUCUUUACGCGAGGUAUCAUCGAGGAACUCCUUUGGUUCGUUCGAGGAUCGACCGAUUCGAAAUUAUUGUCCGACAAGGGGGUCAAGAUUUGGGAUGGGAAUGGAUCGAGAGAAUUUCUGGACAAGGUUGGGUUGGGGCAUAGGGAAGAGGGGGAUUUGGGACCGGUUUAUGGGUUCCAGUGGAGGCACUUCGGCGCAGAGUAUAGGACGGCCAAGGAUGAUUAUCAGGGGGAGGGGGUCGAUCAGUUGAUGCAGGCUGUCAAGAGUAUCAAGGAAAACCCCACCGAUAGGAGGAUCAUCUUGAGUGCUUGGAACCCCGCAGGUUAGUGAUCAUGUCGAGUGAAACGAUCUUUACGAUUUUUGGAAAGGAGAAAAGGCAGCUGAAUCCUCUCCUCCACAACCCGCCGCGCAGACCUCAAAAAGAUGGCCCUUCCCCCCUGCCACAUGUUCUGCCAAUUUUACGUCACCCUACCUCCCCCCAACGCACCUCAAGACACCAAACCCCUCCUCUCGUGCCUCAUGUACCAAAGGUCCGCCGACCUCGGUCUCGGCGUCCCCUUCAACAUCGCCUCCUACGCCCUUUUGGUCCACAUGAUCGCGCUGAUGACAGAUACGACCGCGCACGAGUUCGUGCAUCAGUUGGGCGACGCGCAUGUGUAUAAGGAUCAUGUGGAGGCGUUGGAGGUGCAGUUGGGGAGAAAGCCCGAACAUGAGUUUCCGGAGUUGAGAUGGAAGAGGACGAAGGAGGAGAUAGGGGAGGUGGAUCGUUUCGAGGCCAGCGAUUUUGAGAUUGUCGGGUAUAAGAGUCAGGCGGCGAUCCCGAUGAAGAUGAGUGUCUAG